CUGUGGGGCAGAGACAUGGCCAGCCGUUCCUACCGCAUCAGCUCCGGCUGCACCACCCGCAAUUUCAGCUCCUGCUCUGCUGUCCUGCCCAAGCCCGGGGCUCACAGCUGCUUCAGCGCAGUCACCUACCGAGGGGGCAGCCCCGGGGGGCCAGGCUACAGGCGCCUCAGCGGCUUUGGCAGCCGGAGCCUGUGUGCAGUGGGGUCCCCCCGGAUUGCUGUGAGUUGCGGGAGGCCCCUGAGAAGUGGAGGCAGCUUUGGCUACCGGGCAGGGGGUCUUGGUGGGCCCAUCCCAUCCUGCAUCACCAGCGUGACGGUCAACGAGAGCCUGCUGACGCCCCUCAACCUGGAGAUCGACCCCAACGCGCAGUGCGUGAAGCACGAGGAGAAGGAGCAGAUCAAGUGCCUCAACAACAAGUUCGCGGCCUUCAUCGACAAGGUGCGCUUCCUGGAGCAACAGAACAAGCUGCUGGAGACCAAGUGGCAGUUCUACCAGAACCAGCGCUGCUGCGAGAGCAACCUGGAGCCCCUGUUCAACGGCUACAUCGAGACGCUGAGGCGGGAGGCCGAGUGCGUGGAGGCCGACAGCGGGCGGCUGGCCUCGGAGCUCAACCACGUGCAGGAGGCCAUGGAGGGCUACAAGAAGAAGUACGAAGAAGAGGUAGCGCUCAGGACCACGGCUGAGAAUGACUUUGUAGUGUUGAAGAAGGACGUGGACUGCGCCUACCUGCGCAAGGCGGACCUGGAGGCCAAUGUGGAGGCGCUGAGGGAGGAGAUCGGCUUCCUGCAGUCCCUCUACCAGGAGGAAAUUUGCCUCCUCCAGUCCCAAAUCUCAGACACCUCAGUCGUGGUGAAGAUGGACAACAGCCGGGAGCUCAACAUGGACUCAGUGGUGGCAGAGAUCAAGGCCCAGUACGAUGCCAUUGCCAGCAGCAGCAGGGCUGAGGCCGAAUCCUGGUACCAAACCAAGUGCGAGGAGAUGAAGACCACAGUCACGCAGCAGGGCGAGAACCUCCGCAGAACCAAGGAGGAGCUCAGCGAGCUGAACCGGCUGAUUCAGAGGCUGACGGCCGAGGUGGAGAACGCCAAGCAGCAGGCGUCGCUGUGUGAAGGCGUGGGCUCCAUCAACAUCUGUGUGAGCCGUUCCCAGGGUGGCGUGGUGUGCGGGGACCUCAGCUCCACGGGCUCGCGUGGCCUGGGCGGUGUGGCCGUCAGCAGCGGUGCCCUCUGCUCCCCUUCUGUCAUGGGGGGCUACCCCAGUGCAAGAUCUGUGCGGUUUGCAUAG
Messenger RNA from Echinops telfairi (small Madagascar hedgehog), 1284 nucleotides. Its product is annotated as keratin, type II cuticular Hb5-like. NCBI's taxonomy places the organism in Eukaryota, Metazoa, Chordata, Mammalia, Afrosoricida, Tenrecidae. Gene Ontology annotation, biological process: keratinization; intermediate filament organization. Gene Ontology annotation, cellular component: keratin filament. The coding region runs from base 16 to 1284 and encodes 422 amino acids. The transcript has 9 exons. The record is from RefSeq and is a predicted model, not a curated record. Gene Ontology annotation, molecular function: structural constituent of skin epidermis.